AUGGCGCCCAAAAAACUCGAAAAGCGCUCCCUAGACGCCCCCACUACCAAGCAAGCAGACGAGCUACCAGAAGACCAACUCAAAUCCCUCGUCGCCCGCGCAAAAGACUCCCCCGAAUCCGCCCUCCAAGCCGCAGCCUCCCAAGCCGAAGCAGCCCUCACCGCGCAGAAAACCGCCUCGUCGCUACGCUCCGCCGCAGACGCUAUCCGCGACCCGAAGAAGCGCGAUAAAUACCUGCGCGAUGCGUAUGACAAGGAGAUGCAGGCGCAUGGUAAUAGUAAGAAGGCGCGGUUGCUGCAGUCGGGGGCGUUUCAGGGGAGUGUCGGGGGGGGUGGGAUUGGGGCUGCGGUUGGGGCGGGGUUGGGGACUGUGGUGGGGACUGUGACGGGGACGGUGUUGGCGAUUCCUGCGACUGCUGUUGGGGGGUUGGUGGGGGCGGGGGUGGGAGGGGUGAGGGGGCCGUUUAUUAAACUUGGUGGGGGGGAGAAGGGGAAGGAUGGGAAGGGGAAGGAUGGAGAUGGGAAGAAAGACGGCAAAGAGAAAGAUGGAGAUGCAGAUGGGAAGGAGGACGAGGCGGGAGGAGAAGACGCACAACCAGACGAUGCAGCAGAAGAGGUCGAAGCAGAAGAAGUCGACGCAGAAGACGCGGUGCCUAAUCCCGAUCUGCUACGGCAAGCAGCCGACGACAUCGCGCGCGAGCGGGAACAACAGGAGAGGAACGGCGGGGACGGUGGUCAGGCGCAGGAUAACGGGGGUGAAAAGACAAAGCCCCAGGGCGAGGAGGGCAAGAAGGAUAAAAAAGACGAUCACGAUGGUAAGAAGGAGAAGAAGAAGCCUAGGAAAUUGGAGGUACGGAGUAAGUAG
This is a messenger RNA of Dothidotthia symphoricarpi CBS 119687, 864 nucleotides long. RefSeq lists its product as uncharacterized. Bases 1 to 864 code for a protein of 287 amino acids. The transcript has a single exon. NCBI's taxonomy places the organism in Eukaryota, Fungi, Ascomycota, Dothideomycetes, Pleosporales, Dothidotthiaceae. The record is from RefSeq and is a predicted model, not a curated record.